GCAAUCAGAGUAACGUCACAUUCUGUUUUUUUAUGGGAGUUGUAGUUCUAUUCUAAUCCACCGCUCACUAUCGUGCCCUGUAAGAAACUACAACUCCCAGAUUGACCAAUGCGGAAGUAGCAAAACAAAACAUUACAGAGUAGGAACCACGGCGAGCAGCGAAGAUGUCUCAUGGUGUGAAGAAAAGAAAAUUAGAUAAAAGUCGGCAGGACCGGCUGUAUUUCGACAGCUACUCGGAUGUUACGAUCCACGAGGAAAUGAUAGCGGACCACGAACGAACCAACACGUACCGGACCGCCAUUUUGCGGAACGGCGAGUCGAUCCGGGGGAAAGUAGUCCUGGAUGUGGGAGCAGGAACCGGCGUGUUGAGCAUGUUCUGCGUCCAAGCCGGAGCCAGGAAGGUGUACGCGGUGGAGGCGUGCUCCAUAGCGGAGCAGGCCAUGAAAAUAGUCCGGCACAACCACAUGGAGGACCGCGUGGAGGUGAUCCGGGGCACGGUGGAGACGGUGGACCUACCGGAGACGGUGGACGUGAUCGUGAGUGAGUGGAUGGGGUACGCGCUCCUCCACGAGUCCAUGCUCAACUCGGUUCUUUACGCCCGGGAUAAGUGGCUGAAACCGGGGGGACUCAUCCUCCCGAGCCGGGCCGAGCUCUACAUCGCACCGAUCAGCGACCCGGUAGUGGAGGACCGGCUGCACUUCUGGUUCGCCGUUAAAGACCAGUACGGGAUCGACAUGUCCUGUAUGUCCGACUUCGCCCGGAGGUGCAUCAUGAACUCGGACAUCACCGUGAACACCGUGACCGUGGAGGACGUGCUGUCCCACCCGGCCCGGUUCGCAGAGCUGGACCUGGGUUCCGUUACCGUGGACGAGCUACGGGCGGUCAAAGGUCACUUCCGGUGCGAGUCGUUCGGUUCGGCUGCAGUCAACGCCUUCUGUGUUUGGUUCACGGUGACUUUCCCGUGUCCGGACAAACCUUUAGUCCUGUCCACGUCCCCGUUCAAACCGGAGACGCACUGGAAACAGGCGGUGCUGUACCUGGACGCGCCGGUGGAUGUGAUGCAGGACACGCCGGUGACCGGGGAGGUGCGCAUGUACCCGUCAGAGGACAGUGCCAGACAUGUAUGCAUCCACCUGGACUUCACCAUAGGACAGAACAAAAGACAGGCCAAGACUUUUUCAAUCCCAGACUGGAGCUCUGAGUCUUAACCACAGGGUGCAGGUGGAGGACCGCAGGAAUGUGGCAGAAGAACAACAAAUGUCCACUGCCAGUUAUCUGAUAAUAAAGUUCUUACCUGCUCAA
Molecule: messenger RNA, 1302 nt
Organism: Sphaeramia orbicularis (orbiculate cardinalfish)
Lineage: Eukaryota; Metazoa; Chordata; Actinopteri; Kurtiformes; Apogonidae
Gene: prmt6
Product: protein arginine methyltransferase 6
Exons: 1
Coding region: 165-1208 (347 amino acids)
Biological process (GO): chromatin remodeling; peptidyl-arginine methylation, to asymmetrical-dimethyl arginine
Molecular function (GO): histone methyltransferase activity; protein-arginine N-methyltransferase activity
Source: RefSeq, a predicted model, not a curated record